UCAUUGGAAUAAUGGAGUCAACAGCGCUCAAUCAAUAUAUAUUAUUAUGAAUAUGACUAUAAAACAGCAACGUAGCAAAGUGACAGAAGUCUCUGAAGAGGGGAUGUGGAGGUCCGCCUGUGACCUCUCUGUGAGGGCAGCAGAGAGGGCAAUACACAGAAAAUGUUCACGUAGGCUCUAUGCUCACAAUGCGGAAAAACCUCCUCCUCAAUCUACUCCCCGGACCCAGGCGGAGAAAGAGAGGCGGAGGAGAGAUAAGGAGGAGGCCAUACUGAGAAGUCAACACAACAAUGUUGAAGAUCAAGGAAUGAAAUGGAGUGAGAAAGAGAGGAUAGCGUACAGUGUUUCAACACCUCCUGGGGAGAAGAAAGACACCACCCUGCCCUUCCCUUCGUCCUACAGCCCGGAGUAUGUGGAGACCAGUUGGUACUCGUGGUGGGAGAAAGAAGGCUUCUUCACCCCAGAGAUCAAUGACAGACUGCCACAUGCUGUGAAUCGCUCCUUCUCAAUGUGUAUCCCUCCGCCUAAUGUGACUGGCACGCUGCACCUCGGCCAUGCACUCACAGUGGCCAUAGAGGAUGCAUUGGUCCGCUGGAGGAGGAUGCAGGGCUACAAAGUUGUCUGGGUACCAGGCUGUGACCAUGCAGGCAUCGCUACGCAGACGGUGGUGGAGAGGAGGUUGUUUAGGGAACGAGGCAAGCGAAGACAGGACCUCAGCAGGGAGGAGUUUCUAAAGGAGGUGUGGACGUGGAAGAAAGAGAAGGGAGAGGAGAUCUAUCACCAGCUGAGGAAACUUGGUGUGUCUCUGGACUGGAGCAGAUCCUGCUUCACCAUGGAUCCAGGCUUCAGCAGUGCUGUGACCGAGGCCUUUGUAAGGCUGUGUGACUCUGGUCUGAUCUAUCGCUCUGAGGGGCUGGUCAACUGGAGCUGUGCUUUGGAGUCGGCCAUCUCUGAUAUAGAGGUUGACUCCAAGCAGCUGUCUGGCAGAACCCUGUUGUCUGUCCCUGGCUACCAGAACAGGGUGGAGUUUGGGACCAUGGUCACCUUUAGCUACCCUAUAGACGGCCAGGAUUACAUCCUGAGGACCCUCGAUAUCAGGCUAGUAUACUUCAGAUUACAUCCUGAGGACCCUCGAUAUCAGGCAGUUCAUGGUAAACAGUGCAGACACCCAUUCGCUGACCGACUCUUACCCAUCAUCACUGACACUAUGGUGGACAUGGAGCUGGGUACAGGUGCUGUAAAAGUUACUCCAGCUCACGACCACACUGACUUCCUGCUUUCCCAGCGGCACUCUCUUCCUCGCCUCACUGUGAUUGGAGGAGACGGCACAAUGACCCCUCUCUGUGGUCAAUGGCUGGAGGGAGUGAAGCGUUUUGAUGCCAGAGAACAAGUGAUCGAUGCACUGACAGAGAAGAUGCUGUUCAGAGGGAAAAGGGAUCAUGCCAUGUCUUUACCUGUCUGCAGUCGUUCUGGGGAUGUCAUUGAACCUUUGUUGAAGAAGCAGUGGUUUGUGCGUUGUGGAGAGAUGGCCCAGAGAGCCAUACAGGCAGUAGAUGAGGGACAGUUAGAGAUCAUUCCUCACUUCUACACCAAAACAUGGAGUAGCUGGCUCUCCAACAUCAGUGAUUGGUGCAUAUCCAGGCAGCUUUGGUGGGGUCAUCAGAUUCCAGCCUAUCGAGUGACUCUCUCAGAUUCCACUGACACUCAGGAGGAGCUCUGGGUCUGGGGCAGGAGUGAGGAGGAGGCCAGAGAGCGGGCUGCUGGGAAAUAUGGAGUGACUGCUGACGCCAUUACACUGACUCAGGACCCUGAUGUAUUGGACACCUGGUUCUCCUCAGGGCUCUUCCCAUUUGCCAUGUUGGGCUGGCCACAGCAGACAAGUGACCUGAGACAAUUCUACCCCAACACUAUCCUGGAAACAGGAAGUGACCUCAUCUUCUUCUGGGUGGCCAGGAUGGUGAUGCUUGGCACAGAACUGACUGGGCAGUUACCCUUCAAACAGGUGCUCCUCCACUCUCUGGUGAGGGAUAAGCAUGGCAGGAAGAUGAGUAAAUCUCUGGGAAAUGUCAUCGACCCUUUAGAUGUUAUCUCUGGCAUCUCUCUGGAGAGGCUCCAAGAGAAAGUGGAGGAGGGCAACCUUGAACCCCGUGAGAGCAUGGUCGCCAUGGAAGCGCAGAGGAAAGACUUCCCUAAGGGGAUCCCAGAGUGUGGCACUGAUGCGCUCCGCUUCGCACUCUGCUCUUACAAGGCCCAGGGUGAGGACAUCAGUCUGUCCGUGUCCCAGGUGCUGAGCUGUAGACACUUCUGUAACAAGAUGUGGCAGACAGUGAGAUUCACGCUGGGUGUCCUGGAGGACCGUGGGGCUGAACUGGGAACAGUAGAACAGACCUCUCCUCUGAACAGUAUGGACCAGUGGGUUUGUUCUCGGCUCUAUAGCACGGUGCUCCAGUGUGAGCAGAGCUUUGAGAGAUAUGAACUCCACUCUGUUACCGCUGCCCUGCACUCCUUCUGGCUGCACAGCCUCUGUGACAUCUACCUGGAGUGCAUCAAGCCAGUGCUGAGCCAGGACUCUGGCGCCGGGGCGUUGGGUCUGAUCGACACAGUGCACACUGGGAGAGGUAGCCAGAGAGAGAAGCAGGUGGUCAGGGCUGUUCUCUACCACUGUGUGUCUGUCUCUCUGGCCCUCCUCUCUCCCUUCAUGCCCUUCCUCACUGAGGAGCUGUGGCAGAGGCUCUACCUUCUCAGGGGAGAGGGUGGUGAUAGCGCUGGGGCUAGCUUGUGUCUACAGCCAUACCCACAGUCUUCACAACUGGCACACUGGCACUUCCCCCAGGAGGAAGCAGACUUCACUCUGGUCCAGGAAGUGGUGAGAGUAGCCAGGUCCCUCAGGGCCCAGUGUGGCAUGACCAAGGAGAAGCCUGACAUGUGGGCCGUGUGUUCGCCCAGCCAAGCCCAGAUCCUGGUCCACUUUGGCCCUGCUGUACGGACCCUGGGCCGAAUCACCAAGCUCCACCUCCACUGUCCUCAGGGGGCCGGCUCCCUGUCCUUCCCGUCGGCUCCCCCUCCCUCUAAAGGCAGUGCUGUGGGUGUAGUCGACCACUCCUGUCAGUUACACCUCAAUGUUCAGGGCGGUGUGAAUGUGAGCAAACUUAGUCUCCAGCUCUCCCAACGCAGAGAGAAGCUCCUCUCUAAACUGGAACAGUCCCUCUCUCGAACCCGUGUGCCAAACUACUUACAGAAGGUCCCAGAGCGAGUGAGGAUAGAGACAGAGAACAAAAUCUCAGCCUUGGAGCAGGAGCUGAGGAACAUUGAGGAGCAGCUGUCAGCACUACAGGGACCUCCAAAACACAACUCUGGUCAAAAGUAGUGUACUAUGUAGGGUUUUUCACUAGUUCCCACAGUCAAAGUUAAAUAAAAAUAAAAAAUGCACAUUUUUGUUUUCAUUCAUUUUUUAAGUUGGGGUUAGCCAAUUUAUUUUAAAUUGGGGUUAGGAAUAAGGUUAGCAGUGUGGUUAGGUUUAAAAUCAGAUUUUAAGAAGAGACAUUUUAGAACUAGGCGGGGUUAACUAGUGAUGACCACUGUGAGGAAUAGGACCCUGGUCUAAAGUAGUGCACAACGUAGGGAAUACGGUGCCAUUUGAAACACAAUCACAGUGAGAGAUGACCUCCCUCUACAUGGACAACUUGACUGUCUACAGUGUCUGUCUGCAGGGAUUCAACUCUGGAUCGGACAUGGAUUAUAUCAAUCAUGGACUACCAGGUUUUCUGCCACUGAACACAAAGAACUGCAGGCCCUGGAAUAACUACAGUGGUGACCCUACCCCUAAUUACAGUGGUGACCCUACCCCUAAUUACAGUGGUGACCCUACCCCUAAUUACAGUGGUGACCCUACCCCUAACUACAGUGGUCACCGUACCCCUAACUACAGUGGUGACCCUUGCUUGGAGUCAAGCCAUAUAGGCAUGAAUGUAAAAUAAUACAUUAUUCAAAGAAUACCACUUGUCUGUCAUCAAAAAACAGCAUACUCUAUCCCAGGGUUCCCCAGCCGAAUUUGGGCCGCUAGUGAUUUUUUUUGGCCCCCCAGGUUCCAUGCAAAAUUGUUUAAAUGUUGUUUUUUGUGUGUUUUUUUUACAUAAAAGGCUAUAAAACACCAGAAAAUCAGCUGCAAGUUAUUUUAAUUUUGGAAAUGUGUUCCAAAGUAUUCCCACAUAUAAUAGAGAGAUAUAUGUUAGCGUAUACAAAUGUAAGCAAAGGUUUGACAUGAUUGUUUUAGUCAAAUAUUACACAGAACAAAAAACAAUUAUGCGACAUGUAAAGUGUUGGUUUCAUGAGCUGAAAUAAAAGAUCCCUGAAAUGCUCCAUA
Messenger RNA from Oncorhynchus keta (chum salmon), 4363 nucleotides. It is a transcript of the gene vars2, whose product is annotated as valyl-tRNA synthetase 2, mitochondrial. The coding region runs from base 47 to 3367 and encodes 1106 amino acids. The record is from RefSeq and is a predicted model, not a curated record. Gene Ontology annotation, cellular component: cytosol. Lineage: Eukaryota; Metazoa; Chordata; Actinopteri; Salmoniformes; Salmonidae. Gene Ontology annotation, molecular function: valine-tRNA ligase activity; aminoacyl-tRNA deacylase activity; ATP binding. Gene Ontology annotation, biological process: valyl-tRNA aminoacylation. The transcript has 30 exons.